GAGUUCAAAUGGAAAACAGAAUUGCAUUAUCUAUGUGCGCAAAUGCAACUUAAAUGGAUUUCGUACCACUUUGUUUGUGGUUAAAAGUUUUCCCGGAAAUUCAUAUAUAACCAUUUGUGUAUCUUCUAUUUUUGAAUCGGGUCCUUUAGCACUUUCACUUUCAGAAAAGUCUACUUUCGUUUUCUACUAAGUGUUCCGAUCAUUCAUAUAGCAGUAAAAUAAACUAAACCAGCUGAAAGAUGAUGUGACAAGUGAAGACGUUUAAUAUUGUAGUAUUUUUAAAAUAGACGAUUCUACAGAGAUGUCUUGAAUGUGGAAUGCCCUAGAUUAUAUUCGUCUCUCUUGCAGAGAGUGACACGUACGGAGCAGCUAUUAACACAACUCAAACUUUGGUUGGUGUCACUCUUGAUACUUAAUAUCCUAACAUUUGGAACUAUUAAUUAGCUUGCUAUUUGAGAGAUGGCUAAACGAUCGGAAAAAGUAGUAGCUAAAAAUGUUGCUGGACAAGAAGCGGCGGAAAAUGUUGUCAACGUAAGUGGUAGGAUGGCAUAUUCCGCCUUAUCUGAAAUAAAGAGGGAAGCACCAUGGAAUAUCAAACCAGACAACAGCCAAAUACAAAAACCAGCUCGUAGGGGAGAGCAUGUGAUCAACAACAACGUUCUCAGGGUGUAUAGAGAUAUUAUUGAUGACUUUGUUGGUGAUAUCACAGGCAUGGAUAAUAUUCAAAGUCUUGUCGACACUGGUAGAUUGAGUUCGAAUUCACAUAUAGUGCAAUCAUAUUAUCAGCCUCUUUCUGAAGGGUUCAUGGAUCUCAUACGUAAUCGAAUGGUAAUACACCUAGAUGAAGACUAUAUAGAUAAGAAUUCUAUAAAUUAUGGACAACAGAUAGAAAUAUUACGAGGCAGCGUUAAUAUGUAUAUGAGAUCUAUCUAUGAAAAUCUGACAUCAAAAGAUAGACUAGAUUCAAAUCCCUUUGGCAUUUGCUCCUGGGAGAGGCAAAUCAGAACAACUGUAGAGGAUUUCAUCGCAAGUAACUAUUUUGUAGACGAACAAGCUUUGGACAUUUGGUUACGGAAACGAGGCAAUGAGCAGAGUACAUAUGAUAGAGGUCACCGUGAAGUUGUCAAAAUGUUCCGACGUUUGAUCUAUGAUGGAACCAACAAUGACGUCAUUCAGUGGGUGAACGAGUUAGUUGAUGCAUCAAAAUGCUAAAACAAAAUAAACACGUAUUAGACACUUAACUAACUUGUCGCGUUCAUAUAGGAACAUUUUAUAUGACUAUAUCAUACUUUGAAUAACAGAAUAACAAUAUUCUUUUUUUAUAAAUAUCAAAUUUUAAGUGUUUUUAUAUCAAGGCGCU
Messenger RNA from Mytilus trossulus (common blue mussel), 1360 nucleotides. RefSeq lists its product as uncharacterized. The coding region runs from base 460 to 1212 and encodes 250 amino acids. The transcript has 2 exons. NCBI's taxonomy places the organism in Eukaryota, Metazoa, Mollusca, Bivalvia, Mytilida, Mytilidae. The record is from RefSeq and is a predicted model, not a curated record.